Venustampulla echinocandica is the source of this 1677-nucleotide messenger RNA. RefSeq lists its product as uncharacterized. The coding region runs from base 1 to 1677 and encodes 558 amino acids. Lineage: Eukaryota; Fungi; Ascomycota; Leotiomycetes; Helotiales; Pleuroascaceae. Gene Ontology annotation, biological process: protein histidyl modification to diphthamide. The record is from RefSeq and is a predicted model, not a curated record. Gene Ontology annotation, molecular function: 2-(3-amino-3-carboxypropyl)histidine synthase activity. The transcript has a single exon.
AUGGCAGCCCACCAACCCAUCGCACCUCCCGUACUAUCUACCCCCGAAACCCACCUCUUCUCCGACCCCACGCCUUUAGCUAUCCCAACAAAAGAAUCCCGACUUUCAAACGAUGAAAUCCGAGAAACGUAUGAAAUCGAGCGGACGGCGCGGGAAAUAAUACAAGGAGCAUGGCGACGUGUUGCGCUUCAAUUUCCGGAUGAGAUGCUAGUUGAUGCGCCGAGGGUCUUUGAGGGGCUGGCUUCAGAGCUAGAAAAUCUAUCGCAAGAGGGAGGGGAAGAGGGAAACAGGAGCACCAGGAGGAGACUUUAUAUCCUGGCAGAUACGAGUUACGGAUGCUGCUGCGUGGAUGAAAUAGCCGCAGAACACGUCGAUGCUGAAGUAGUGGUACAUUACGGACGCGCAUGUUUGAGUCCUACAGCGAGGUUGCCGGUCCUCUAUGUGUUUACUUCACGAAAACUAGACGCGGAUGAUGCGGCGAGCGGAUUUGAGGAGAGCUUUGAUAGCAAGGAGGAGAAGGUGAUCAUGAUGGCAGAUUUGACCUACCAGUCGCAUGUCAAGCCAUUGGUUGAACGGUUAAGGAAGAGUGGGUGGAAGAAUGUAAGAGAGACAGCGGUUAUUCAUGAUCCAGUGGCGGAGAUACCGAAUCGCAAGAUCGUCUGGGAAGAGGGGGAAGAAGGCAAGGAGCCGUUGCAGGAGUGGAGGAUAUGGCAUAUUUCUGACCCGCCACCUGCGCUACUUCUGACGCUCAGUUCACGGAUCAAAGAACUCCUAAUAUAUCCCACCACGGCCUCUACAUCUCCAUCAAAACCUGGACCAAAAAACCAAAUCAUAAGAUCUAACACUACGGCCGUCCUCCGCCGCCGCUACGCCCUCCUCACACGUCUCACCACGGUCCCCAUAAUCGGCAUCCUGAUAAACACACUCAGCGUAGCGAACUACCUCUCCUCCACCGGCACCUUACAAGCCAUGAUCUCGCGCGCGGGGAAGAAAAGCUACACUUUCGUCGUGGGAAAGGUGAAUGCAGCCAAAAUGGCUAAUUUUAGCGAGGUGGGGGCUUGGGUGGUCCUGGGGUGUUGGGAGAGUAGUUUGCUGGAAGGGGAUUUCUAUGCGCCUGUUGUGACGCCGUUUGAGUUGGAGCUUGCGUUGCAGAAGGAUGGGGAGAGGGUGUGGAGUGGGGAGUGGAGGGGGGAUUUCGAGAGUGUGUUGUGGACAGGUGGGACAUCAGAUGUUGUGGGGAAUGGCGGAGAGAAAAAAGAGGUUGAUGACGGCUCGCUCAUUGGGGAAAAGCAGCAGCAGGAUGAUGAGGACAACGAUGAGAGUGAGGAGGAAUCCCAACCCCCAGAAUUCGACCUACGAACCGGACGGUACGUCUCGCACUCUCGGCCCAUGUUUUCGUCCUCAACCUCUGCUUCCACUACUACCACCACCCCCUCUUCAUCUGAUCCCCCAACAUCAAAGGUUCUCGCACGCAGAGCCAAAGGCGAUUUAGCGACGGUUAAUGGCGCGGUUAGUCCGGGUGCGGAAUUCUUGAGGAGUCAGAGGACUUGGACCGGGCUGGGGAGUGACUUUAACGAUGAAGGGGAUGGGGAUGGGGAUAGCGCAGGGAGGAUUGAGGAGGGGAGAGGAGGGAUUGCAAGAGGGUAUACUGUUGGUGGAGAGGGUGUUAGAAGGUAG